AUGUACAUCCACUUCCUGGUGGUUCAGGCCAAAGUCAAGAACAUCAAGUAUGAAGAAGGAUCUGAGACAGACCCGCACUGGACUCUAGAGACCAGGAAGAUAGUGGAGUCUCUGGGAAAACUGGCCUUUGAGCAGCUCUGUGGUCACCUGGUCCUCCGCUUCCUCCUGGGUCUUUCACUGUCGACCAAUCAGAGCCUUCUACAAGGUCUGCUGACACAGACAGGAAGUAGCUUACAGACCAAUCAGAAAACAGCUGAGUACAUCAAGAAGAAGCUGAGUGAGGAUGUAUCUGCAGAGAGGAGCAUCAACCUGCUCCACUGUCUGAAUGAACUAAAUGAUCGUUCUCUGGUGGAGCAGAUCCAACAGUACCUGAGAUCAGGACGUCUGUCUGAAGGUCGACUGUCUCCUGCUCAGUGGUCAGCUCUGGCCUUCAUCUUACUGUCAUCAGAAAAAGAUCUGGACCAGUUUGAGCUGAAGAAAUACUCUGCUUCAGAGGAGGUUCUCCUGAGGCUGCUGCCAGUGGUCAAGGCCUCCACCAAAGCUCUACUGAGCAGCUGUAACCUGUCAGAGAGAAGCUGUGAAGCUCUGUCCUCAGUCCUCAGCUCCCAGUCCUCUAGUCUGACAGUCCUGGACCUCAGUCUCAAUGACUUGAAGGACUCAGGGCUAAAGAUGUUGUGUGUUGGACUGAAGAGUCCUUACUGUAAACUGGAACAGCUCAGACUGUCGGGUUGUCUGCUCUCAGAGGAAGGCUGUGCUUCUCUGGCCUCAGCUCUGAGGUCCAACCCCUCCCAUCUGAUAGAACUGGACCUCAGCUACAACCAUCCAGGAGACACAGGAGUAAAGCUCCUGUGUGCUCUACAGGAGGACCCCCACUGCACACUGGACACUCUCAGACUAUGA
Molecule: messenger RNA, 900 nt
Organism: Boleophthalmus pectinirostris (great blue-spotted mudskipper)
Lineage: Eukaryota; Metazoa; Chordata; Actinopteri; Gobiiformes; Gobiidae
Product: NACHT, LRR and PYD domains-containing protein 3-like
Exons: 5
Coding region: 1-900 (299 amino acids)
Molecular function (GO): protein binding
Source: RefSeq, a predicted model, not a curated record